Argiope bruennichi is the source of this 1212-nucleotide messenger RNA. RefSeq lists its product as uncharacterized. The transcript has a single exon. The record is from RefSeq and is a predicted model, not a curated record. The coding region runs from base 1 to 1212 and encodes 403 amino acids. NCBI's taxonomy places the organism in Eukaryota, Metazoa, Arthropoda, Arachnida, Araneae, Araneidae.
AUGGCGCUACGAUCACCCACAGUACCAAAAUUAAUAAUGCAAUUUCGUAAGAAUGCUAUUGGAAUAACAUCAGAUAUUAAAAAGGACUUCUUACAAAUCAGUCUGAACCCAAAGGACAGAGACUACUUUCAGUUUUUAUGGUGGAAAGAUUUUUCAAAAAGAGAGGAAUUGAUCCCCCUGAGACAUUGUCGAGUGGUAUUUGGUGCUUCUCCUAUUCCAUUUUUACUUGAGGCAACGAUGGCUCAUCAUCUAGAGAACGUUUCAGAUGGAAGGAAGGAAACAGCUCGUCAACUUCAAAAAUCCUUUUAUGUAGAUAAUUGCAUAACUAGUUUAGAAACAAGAGAAGAGGCAGCCAAAUUUAUUUCUGAAGCUAAAGAACUGAUGUCUGCAGCCAAAUUUCAUUUACGAGGUUGGGUUACUUCUGAAAAAAUUGUAGGAGAAACAAAAGUGAGAUAUAUUCCAAUACUAGAACUUUCCUGGGAUACUGAAAAUGAUGAACUUUCUUGUAACGGUGCUAUUAAAAUUGCAGAAGAAAAUAUAACUAAACAAACAUUAUUAUCUAUUGCUCAACGAAUUUACGACCCAAUAGGAUUUACGAGUCCAACUACUCUAAUUCCAAAGAUCAUUCUUCAAAAAACAUGGAAAAGAAAAAUUAAUUGGGAUGAUGUGCUUCUACCAGAUAUAUGUAAUGAAUUUUUAGCCUGGUACAAACAUGUAAAUCUGCUAAAAGAUUGCAAAAUCCCAAGAAGACUCAUUUCAAAUCCUUUUAAAGAUUGUCAGAUAGGUCUUCACUGUUUCAGUGAAACCAGUGAAGCCUCUUAUGCCACAUGUAUUUUUUUACGUGCUGAAUAUAACGGGAAAGUUUCCGUUCAAUUAGUAGCAAGUAAGUCAAGAGUGUCACCAACAAAGGAAAUUACGAUUCCUCGAUUAGAAUUGUUGGAAGCUCUUAUAUUAUCCCAAUUAUAUUGCCAAGUGACAGAUGGACUUGAGGUAAAAUUUAAUGAAGUAUACUUUUGGACUGACUCGACUGUUGUCUUAACGUGGAUUAAACGGGAUAGUUCUUGGAAUACAUUUGUAAGAAAUAGAAUAACUGAAUUAAGAAAAUAUACCAAUUCUGAUAACUGGUAUUUCGUGCCAGGUCAUAUGAAUCCAGCAGACCUUCCUUCAAGAGGUUGUGAUGCAAAGAUUUUAUUGAAGAGCAAGUGGUGGUAA